Messenger RNA from Fundulus heteroclitus (mummichog), 2410 nucleotides. It is a transcript of the gene chmp4ba, whose product is annotated as charged multivesicular body protein 4Ba. The record is from RefSeq and is a predicted model, not a curated record. The transcript has 5 exons. Bases 184 to 852 code for a protein of 222 amino acids. Gene Ontology annotation, biological process: vesicle budding from membrane; late endosome to vacuole transport via multivesicular body sorting pathway. Gene Ontology annotation, cellular component: multivesicular body; cytoplasmic side of plasma membrane; ESCRT III complex. NCBI's taxonomy places the organism in Eukaryota, Metazoa, Chordata, Actinopteri, Cyprinodontiformes, Fundulidae.
GGCUGAUGUGCGGAAAAGCGGAAGAAGAAGAAGCAGCGGAAGAAAACAACAGCAGCGGCUCCGAGGCGACAGUUAGGACGGCUUUAACGUUACCGGGUCGCUCUCUCUCACGGUGCCGUUGGGUUCUGAGCGAUUGUAGCUUCAGGUUCUGGUUCUGGUUCAGCCCGAACCCAACCGGACGAAAUGUCGCUGUUUGGUAAGAUCUUCGGCAGCGGAGGGAAGGGUGGGAAGGGACCGACUCCCCAGGAGGCUGUCCAGAAGCUCCGGGAGACGGAGGACAUGUUGGCCAAGAAACAAGAGUUUUUGGAGAACAAGAUCCAGCAGGAGCUGCUGACGGCCAAGAAGAACGGAACCAAAAACAAACGAGCGGCUCUGCAGGCCCUGAAGAGGAAAAAGCGCUAUGAGAAGCAGCUGGCCCAGAUCGACGGCACCUUGUCCACCAUCGAGUUCCAGCGGGAGGCUCUGGAGAACGCCAACACCAACACAGAAGUGCUGAAAAACAUGGGCUUUGCUGCCAAAGCCAUGAAGGCGGCUCACGAGAACAUGGACAUAGACAAGGUGGACGAUCUGAUGGCCGAGAUCACGGAGCAGCAGGAAGUGGCCCAGGAAAUCUCCGACGUCAUCUCCAGACCGGUGGGCUUUGGGGAGGACUACGACGAGGACGAACUCAUGGCUGAGCUGGAGGAGAUGGAGCAGGAGGAGCUGGACAAGAACCUCCUGGAGAUCGAGGGAACGGAAGACGUUCCUCUGCCAAGUGUGCCGUCAACGUCGCUUCCAGCCAAACCAGCCAAGAAGAAGGUGGAGGAAGACGAGGACGACAUGGCCGACCUGGAGGCCUGGGCGGCUAACUGAGCCGGCUCUUCCUCCUCGCCAGCCGUCAGCGCCCCCCCCCCCCCCCCCCCCCCCCCCUCCCCCCCCCUCACAUCCGGCAGAGCAGCAGGGACUCUGGGCUGCCGCCAUGCUGCUCUGUCCUACAUCUCCACCGUUUACCACAGCCUGAACCUCUCGUAUGCACAUGUAUGAAGACUCCAGUGAAAUCAGCCUCUUUGCUAACGCCCUGCCCCCCCCCCCCUUUCUAAACGUGCAAAGAGUGAAAGAAAAUGUCUCCAAACCUGCCUGUGGCUGCCGUGGUUCUGCGGAAAGCGGUUUCUGUCUGUAAAUACGCGUUUGGGUGCAUACUGCGUACAAGACCAGGCCUGUCUCUGGGUGAGCGUGAAGAAACCGGCGACACGGCGGCCAUCUUCCUGCUUCCUGCGGCGCCGUCUGUGCCGCGCUGCAGAGAUGACCUCACACGGUUUCUGCUGAGAGCCCGCAGCGGCAGGCGUCUCAGAAAUGGUACUAAAACAUAAAGGUUAACCCGCUGAACGAGGGUUUUCUCUUUUUUGUGGGACGUUGCAUUACAAAAAAAAAAAAAAAACGCGGCUUUGAUUCCUCAUCUGCUGAAGCUGCCAUUAAAAUCUGCUUCCUCUCUCUUCACCUCCACCUCUUCAUCUGUUUAUUCUUUAGGUAAUUUGCUUAAAACCUAGAAACCAUAGAAACCUUUUCUUUGGCUUCCUCCCAGGACCUUAAAUCAUGCCCAGACUUCCAUCCACACCAAAUCUUUUUCUGAACCUGCAAAUCGCCCUGAGUGUGAUUGAAGUUGCUGUGAUUGGCAGAACAGGCCCAAACGUGCCGAGCUGCCGUAAACGAGCAGGAACGGUUUGUUAGAGAUGAAACGUCUGCGCCUCCUUUUCUCAGAAGGCUUCGUAACAUUUCUCUGCGCUUUAAACACGUCACAGAUUUCCCUUUUUGCUUUCAGGAUGGAGAAUAUGGUUUAUGGUAAAAUAAAGUUAGAAAGUUCCCCCACAAAUCGACGGUGAAACUUAUUUUUUUUUUAUUUUUUUGGCUUGUUGGUGAAGAAUGAGCCGUAGAGGCGUUUUUAGUGAAUGUGAGAAGCUGUGCCUGACACCGUCUGCGCCUUGCCUGUCUGGUUUACUAACCAUCACGUGAGAAAGUCUCCCUUCGUCUUAACGAUGCCGUUAAAUGUCGUCUGUGCGCUCCGUUUGCGCUGCUUCUGACUCGGUCUUCCUGCUGAAACCAUGAUGCGACCCUGCCUGCCCGUCAUGGCUGCAGCUCCUCCCUGUUCGUCUCCGGGACAGAUUUAAAGACGUUUCUGACCUGAGCUCUGACCCGUUCUUCGGUAUUUAUGCUUCUGCGUGAGAACCCGAGCGACGCUGGGAAUACGCCGUUUACCUCGGAUACUCGUGUUCUUCCUGACUCCGCUGGACCAGCCGUGCUCGGUUUGCAUUUCACUGUCGCUGAUUUGUUGGGUUGUACAGUUUAGGUGAAAUAAAUAAAGUUUGGAUCCAAUGAGUUGUAAGAAUUGUUGCUUCUCUAAAUAAAGGAAUUUGAUUUUUAUGCAUUUUCUAAA